Suillus clintonianus is the source of this 648-nucleotide messenger RNA. RefSeq lists its product as uncharacterized. Bases 1 to 648 code for a protein of 215 amino acids. The record is from RefSeq and is a predicted model, not a curated record. Lineage: Eukaryota; Fungi; Basidiomycota; Agaricomycetes; Boletales; Suillaceae. The transcript has 3 exons.
AUGACCUCCACAAGCACGAUAGAUGCUGUGCCUGCGGCGCCCAUUGCUGGUGGUAAUGGUACUGGCAAUUGUACUGAUAGUCUUGCUGCGCUCUUGGCGCAAUUGAACAUCACUGGGAAGCAGGCAUCCGAUGUGACCUCCACGAUCCACGGCGUGGUGCAGAACGCAUUGGUCGCUGCUGUUUCUGCCAUCAGCACUGUUUCCACCACUACCACCUCAGUUCCACUCACACCAGCGCCAACUCCAGUUCCGGUGUCUGCCCCAUCUGUCACCAUCUCUCCUGCAACGUCAGGUGUCACUGUGCCACCUGUGUCAGCGCCCAUACCACCUACAGCCUCAGCUCCACUCACACCAGCGCCAACUCCAGUUCCAGUGCCUGCCCCAGCUGUCACCGUCUCUCCCGCGACGUCAGGCGUCACCCAGCCUCAGGUCAAUGUGACCUACGACAUACCUCCAAACGAUGCUAUGGGACCCUUCUAUUGGGUGACUCGUGGACGCCGCAUUGGCAUCUUCUCCACUUGGCAGCAGACUUCUUCCCAUGUUAUUGGCGUGAGCAGGGCCUCGUUUUCUAAGGUGCGCUCAGUAGCCGAAGGCAUCCAGUUGAUGGAAGCGGCAAUCGACCGCGGUGAAACGGAGAUAUUGCCCUAA